Messenger RNA from Dermacentor andersoni, 11063 nucleotides. RefSeq names its product ATP-dependent RNA helicase bel (gene bel). Lineage: Eukaryota; Metazoa; Arthropoda; Arachnida; Ixodida; Ixodidae. The record is from RefSeq and is a predicted model, not a curated record. Gene Ontology annotation, molecular function: nucleic acid binding; ATP binding; RNA helicase activity.
AAUUUGAGAUGCCCCUGCGGUAGAAUUCGUCGGGCUUAAACCACCGUCAUUGUCAUGCAAGCCUUCACGGCCUUUUGCGAAAUCACACCGCCACCACCUCACACUUCUCAAAGCGAGACACCUAUCCCCACACGUGGGGCUGCAUUUCCCUGUGGAUUUCGAUGGGCGUUCCUCCCUUGCUGCGUAUACGCGAAUCCCACUUCGUUGCUCGCACGCCGCGAACGUGUGAAGUACAACCGCCAUCUUCAACAACUGACCGCAGCGCCGUGCCGCGGAGCUACCGGCAGAUAAAGCCGGGCUGCGGUCCAAGCAUCGGUCCAAGAAAGGUCCACCGCUGGAAAUGGAUAUGUUGCCUGAGUAAACAAAAUAAAUAAAUAAAAAUAAUAAAAAGGAAUAAAAAAUUCCGAUUCGCUCUCGUAUAUAUAAGAAAACAAUCAAAAUUUGCAUUAACUGUGGAAAAAUAUGAACUGCAAAUGGCAGUGCGCUUCCCUGCGGAAUAUCGGACUCUUCAACCAAGGCACAGUUAAUACCAUUAUGUGUUCUGGGAUAAGCGGCAAUCGAAUGAAACAGGAUAAUGAAAUACCAUUAUGGAAAGCGAAUCGCGCUCGUGGGAACUCGUUAGAGAGUUUUAGAUUAGGGGGACACAAGCGUUGGGGCCCGGCAGCUCUUGGGGCCACGGUACAGCGCAUGCGUAGACGCCUACAUAGGAUUUGCGCAUGCGCAUGUGGGGGAUAGGCCACGAACUGGGUGGUAAUAUGAUAAAAAAAAAAAAAAAAACUAAUCGGAGAUGUGAAAAAUACGAUAAUAAAUUAGUGUGUAAUAAAGUAGUCAGCCUUACAUAAGCAGGUAGGGUAACAAGUACUUAAUACUAAAUAUACCGUAAUGGUCGACGUAGAGAAUAUGUAAGUUAAGUUUUGAAUAAUAUCAUUGGUAAAAUUAUUAAUGUUAUUUCGAACCCAGAAGGUCAACGACGAUUCAUAAAGACGAAGCCAUCUAGCGUGACAACGCCUGAGAGUAUCUCAGAGCAUAUAUGCGAUCUGAUUUAUUCAGCGCUGCUCAGGACUGAGUUAUCUAAAGAUGUUCCAUGUUUUACGGCGAACCCUGUAGAAUGGAAAAAAAGAAAACCGCGACAAGAAAAGAGCGUAAAUAUCCAUUGGAACGCUUUUCAAUGAUAAAUAAAUACAACAGUGAGAUUUCCAGGUUUCUCUGCGAUGCUUGGAAUGUAUCCAAAGGUACUGAAAAAAAAAGAAAGAAAGGAAGAACUACAAAUUUUUCUGUUGUAUUAUUGGGCGAGACUACCGCACAAACAACUCGACAGGUCGCAAGAAACAGAUAGGAGACGGUUGCAAACCUGAACCUUUGUUUUGUGUAAUAUGCAAAUUCCAGACAAUAUCUAGGCUCAAGCUGCAAGCUCUACAAGGACGAAGACGCAGACAUGGCACACAUCUUAUGAUCCAGCAUUCAAUGCAUAGAGAUCAGAACAACCAGACUUUCUCGAGGAGCGAUGGCUAAGCGCCCUGACUAUUUCGGAUCUACACGACCGCUAUCAACCAUGGGCAAUCCAGCGUGCUCGGGCAGCGGUAGAAAGGUAGAAAGGCUAUGCCUCACCCCACAUAAUGCCCGGGUGGCCUGAGCCCGGGCUGGCAACUUCGCAGGUGACUUUCCUAAUAUUUUUCCGUCCGUCCGUUGAGUUAGCGAAUUUGAAAAGUCAAAUUUCCCCGCGCACUGAGCACACCAUUUUUUUUUUUUUCGUAGCGAUAGUAGCGCCAAAGUGAUCUCUCAAUAAUACAAACACAUCCACUGACGUGUCUAGUUCUAGAAAUAUUUCUAUUAAUGAAAUAAAAAGCAUAAUACAGUACACUCAGCAAUAUACAAUUUUAAUGUUUAACUGUUUUAAAAUUUAUUAAUAAAUUUGUAAUUUUUUUUCGGUAAGUGGCGCCACAUUUGGCUGGUACUUUUCCAAGACGAAUAUGGCCAAGACAACUGCGAUACAAGGACAUGACAUCACUGCGGCCUCUGCUUUGUUGCAAGAGGAACUGAUUAUUCCUGUGGUUGAGUCGCACGUAUUAUUCGUGAACUAUCCAUUUGUUUUGUGUAAUAUGAUUAAUGAAUCCAACCAAAAUGGGAAGGGUCUAGAGCAGCAGGUAAAUUUCAGCCAAUUUGGCCUUUUCUACCGGGCAGUUUUUUUUAUUAUUUCGGCAUAAAACAAACUGCAGGAUUCCAAGUUAGGGUUAGCUCUCGUUAGCACGGUGUUUCUGUCAAGAAGAUGGCGCAUUGGGAUAAAAGUUUACCGUUGUGGAAUCCUUCCGUGCCUCUGGAUUUUGCAUCGUGUUGGGUCCUCUGCAACAAUUUUGCUGGUCUAGACUUGAACUCCGGUUCUCAAGGAAACAAGACCGGCCCAAGUCGCUACGUGCCCCCGCACCUGCGCAACAACCGGUCUGUGUUGCCUGGUCCUCCUCAGGGGAACGCCCAGAGUUAUAACCAGAAGUCAUCGUACCCUGAGCCACAGGGAGGUGACGACUGGGGAGCAAGGGACGGCUUCAGGGGUGACCGUGGAGGUGGCCGUGGAGGUGCUGAUUUUUCAAAUUUUGGUGGCCGCAACAAGAGGAACGAUGGUCCCGUUCGCAACAAUGCUUUCCCACCACGCCAGGGUGGAGGCUCGAACUGGCGCAGCCCAGAUGAAGUGGCCCAAGAGGCGGCCCCUCGCGAAGGCUCACGCGAUGGUGGCGGCGGCGGCUGGGGUCGGGAUGACCGUGGCGGCAACUGGGACCGCCGCAAUGGGGGGCGGCGCAACGCUGACGUUGACGAGGACUGGACCAGACCGCUUCCUAGGGACGAACGGAUAGAAAGAGAGCUGUUCUCGCAAGGACACACAGGCAUAAACUUUGAGAAGUAUGAGGACAUUCCUGUGGAAGCAACCGGUGAUGAUUCACCCAAGCACAUCAGCUCGUUUGACGACUGCUCCCUGACGGAGAUCAUUCGCAUGAACAUCGAGCUGGCGCACUACACCUCGCCCACGCCCGUGCAGAAGCACGCCAUCCCCAUCAUCCUCUCCAAGCGAGACCUGAUGGCUUGCGCCCAGACAGGGUCUGGAAAAACAGCGGCUUUCCUGGUGCCCAUAUUGAACCAGGUGUUUGAGGAGGGACCUCCCAAGAAUGUGCCUGCGCCCCACCGGUACUCGAGUCGGCCCAAGCAGUACCCGCUGGCGCUGAUCCUGAGCCCGACGCGUGAGCUGGCUUGCCAGAUCUACGAGGAGGCCUGCAAGUUUGCGUAUCGCUCGCGCGUGCGGCCUUGCGUUGUGUACGGGGGUGCUGAUCCUGUGCAGCAAAUGAAGGACCUGGACCGAGGAUGCCACCUGCUGGUGGCCACGCCAGGGCGUCUGGUUGACAUGAUGGAGCGCGGCAAGGUGAGCCUGGAGCUAGUGCGGUACCUGGUUCUGGACGAGGCAGACCGUAUGCUGGACAUGGGUUUUGAGCCCCAGAUCCGGCGCAUCGUGCUCGAAGACAACAUGCCCCCUGUUGGCCAGCGGCAGACACUCAUGUUUUCUGCCACCUUCCCCAAGAAAGUGCAGGAACUCGCACGCAAGUUCCUGGACAACUACAUCUUCCUGGCCGUGGGGCGUGUGGGCAGCACGUCAGAGAACAUCACCCAGAAGGUGGUGUGGGUUGAGGAGCACGACAAGCGGUCCUUCCUGCUGGACCUGCUGAAUGCUGCGGGCCUUAGAAAUGGAGGCCACGCGACGGCAUCGGACUCGCUGACACUGAGCUUUGUGGAGACAAAGAAAGGUGCGGAUUCGCUGGAGCACUUCCUGCUCAAGGAGGGCUACCCAGUGACCAGCAUUCAUGGGGACCGGACCCAGCGGGAGCGGGAGGAGGCCCUUUGGUCCUUCCGUACAGGGCGCACCCCGAUCCUGGUGGCCACAGCUGUUGCAGCAAGAGGUUUAGACAUUCCAAAUGUGAAGCAUGUAAUCAACUUCGACUUGCCCAGUGACAUCGAGGAGUAUGUCCACCGAAUCGGCCGUACAGGCCGUGUGGGCAACCUGGGUUUGGCCACGUCUUUCUUCAAUGAGAAGAACCGCAACAUGGCCCUGGACCUUGUGGAGCUGAUAACGGAAACGAAGCAGGAACUGCCGGACUGGCUAGCCUGCCUGGCCAAGGAAGUGCAAGCAGAGCAACGUUCCUCCAACCAGCGCCGCUUUGGCUCUGGGGGACGCAGUUCCCGGUAUUCCUCAGGUGGCUUUGGCAGCCGCGACUACCGUCAGUACGGAGGCAGCACAGGUCGCGAUCGUCCCAUGGGUGGACCUCCCAUGGGAGGCGGUAUGGGCGGCCGCAGCGGUGGACCCGGCGGCUACGGCGGCGCACCCCAGUAUGGUGGAUCGAGCAGCCAGUUUGUGGGCGGCUACCGGCCCAACAGCUACGGGGGCAACUACAGCAGCGCCUCCAACGACUGGUGGGGCAACUGAGGGGCGCACUGCGAGGCCUCCCUCCACCAGCCGACACGCCUCCCCACGCCAGUUUCUCCUCCUCUUCUUCCACCCGUCUCUGCGGUCAGCGCAUCUCCCUCCCCCUCAACCACGACUGCUGCGCACGGGCUGUUCUUCUUGAGCCAGUGGUGGGCAGCACAGGAGAGAAAAAGAGAAAAAAAAAAGAGCACGCAACUUCGGGGCUGGAGCCAGCAUGUCUUUUUCGGUGCUGCAUGACAGGGGCAACAAAUGGAACAUUGGUAUGGGAGAAAGAAAGGCAUGGCCUUCCUUUUACUUGUCUCUCGAUGAUACACGUAUGUUGCAACAAGGCCUCAUUGCCCAGACAUGCUGCCAUCUCCCGCCCACCCAGUUUGUUGCCAUCUCAAUCAGUAGCUGUGAUCCCUGUGUAGUUUGUGGUCAUUGCUGCCGCCGUUUCUCUGUAGGCUUCGAGAAGCAACUACCCCUUGGUCGUGUUGAGGAAAGGAGGACCCCCGACAUAGUUUUUUUCUUCGCUGACUUUUUUUGUUCUUUAUUUUAUUUUUGCGUUGCACCACCCACUGUUGUGUAGGCAUACACGUAUAUAUAGUCUUUUUAUGUGUGCGUACUUGUGUGUAAGAUAGCUCAUCCCCUUUCUUGUUCACACCGGUGUGUGGACCCACAAGUUUGCCAAGGCAUGUCGCUCCCUUUUUACUUUCUAAAACCUCCCUAUUCUUGCUCAUUAUCACUUUUUCUUUCCUUUUUUUUUUUCUUCCUGCUGGGAUUUUCUGUCUUGAUCAAGUCUGCAUUCUUCACUUGUUUUAUUUACCCUGAAGUGUGAAGGCUUUCUUGCUUUCCCCCCUCCUUUAGCAUAGGUGCUAGCUAUUACAGCCUGGUUUUAGGGAAGAAGUUGCGGAACCUAGUUUUGCAAGUGAGGCAUCUGUCAUCCCAUGCAGUGAGCAGCAAAUUGCCAUUCCUAGGCAUUUUUGGGAUGCUGCUUUUGAAACGUUCAGCAGUGUCCUGGGGCACGAGGACAUUUCGUAUGGCAGUCUCUCCUGCCAGGGAGAGGAGUAUUACUGCAGAUUUUCUGGGCAGCAGUAGCAGCCAGCUUUUGCAGACCAAUAAUGUAAUGCAGCUGGCCACAAAAGUAGCUUGUUUCUAAUUUAAGGUAUUUUUGUUAUUUCUUCUCUUCGUGCUGUUGUACCUGGAACACACAUUUGAAAGGCGACUUUUUACACCAGGGAAAAAAAAAAAUAGAACCUGAACAUGCUCAUUGGCAUGUUACCAAUAAAGGCUUUUUUCUCAAAUAGUCUGGCCAUUUUUAGCAUAGCCUUGCGACUCUGGAUCUCAUGGUCACAGUGAUGCCCUCUGUAAGACCCAUUGGUCCUUCGCUAUUUCUUCGGAGGCCCUGUAGAAACUGGGCUCAUUAUCGCUGUUUAUUGUUACUUGCGCGUUCUUGGUACUCGCGUGCUUCUAUCCCCUAGCUUGUUUGGCUCCCUAGGCCGCGUUACACGAGUAUGCGAAUUCCAAUGUUGUGGGCUUGUCUUCCAUCUGAAAUGCAAGGUUACACUUCUGUUUAUUUAUUCUGUAUGUGUGUUCUGGGUGUGCAUGCCAACUGCACUUGUUCGUAAUGUUCCGAGCUUCUGUGUUUCAUAUUUGCAAGUCUUACACGAGACUCUCUUCUUGGAAUGCAUUGGAUUCAUUUCUUGUGCCCUGGCGUCAUACGUGCAGUGGCGCUUCUUUCCAGGUAAUCCCGACCGACCGUGCAAGACUCUCUGCUGUCAAUUUGGCCCCAGUGGGAUGCACAGAUGUUUAGGAAGUGACAAAAGUGUUGAACUUGUGUCUACACCUUUUGAGAUUCGCAUAGGCAGGCAUUGCUCCGAAGCUUCAAGUAUGUGCAAAUCACCUAGCUGCAUUAUUGGAGUUAGAAGAAACCAAGAAUCCCACAUACGUAGCUUUGUCAAUUACACACCACUAAAUCUCCCCAUGUACAAUGAUGGAGAGUCCUUGCGUCUCUAUCCUUGCCUAGUUGAUUGUGCACCUAAAUUUCUUUUUAAAUCUCUUUCCCUGCGCAUUUUUUUUUUUUUUUUUUUUUUUAUGUGCAAUGUUCGAAAAGCAAGGUGUCUCAGCUUUCAGCUGCUGCUAUGUGGUUCUACAUUUUUUAAAAUCUUCAAGCACAGGUUAUGAGGUUCCGUGUCUGCUGUAGGAGUUGGGCGAUUAACUGACUUGAGGUAGCUACGUUUGCCCUUUGAGCAAAACAUCGUGAUGUAAGCAUUGAAUAUUUAUUUCAACAAUGCAGCAAUGGAUGGCAUGCUAUCUUAAACCACUUGCCCAGUGUGGUGUGAUGGUUAACCGAGAGUGUACACUGAGUGAACAAGAGGCACCUCUUCGUGUGCCAGAAAUGCUUUAUUAAUAGCCUUGCGCUCUACGCAUUCACUUGUAAGCCACACAUAGUCAUGUCUUGUGCUACGAAAGCUGUUAUUUUUAUUGAAUGCUUAGUAAUGUUGCUGUUUGGUACAUAUGCUCUCAAACUUUUUUUUUUUUUUUUUUCUCUUGGUGCAGCGCAGUUACCUUUUUUGGGGGGGGGGGAGACACUUUUUUUUUUUUCACCUGCUUUUGCAAUAUUUGCUGGAGGCUGAGAGAGAGCUUGUUUUGCAAGAGGACUGUUCCAACAGUCGGAGAAAUUAAACUGGCUCUCCUUGUGCCUUGAAUGUUGCCAGCGCACUUGCUAAAAACAAAGAAAGCCUGGUGCCUGCAUUACGCUAGUGGACACACGUGCACGUGGUUCCAGUGUGAUAGAUGUUCCUUGCAUUCUUUUCCUUAGACUGUAUGUAGCAUUUUAUAGGUGUCUUGUUUCCAGCGCUGCUAUGUGGCUGUGCACCUUUUUUUUUUCUUUUUUUUGUGUGUGUGUGUGUGUUUGAGUGUGCUCUAACAGUGUUGUGAGCCUCUCGUAAUCGAGACUCGCACUGUGAGCGAGGCAGGUGCCACACAUAGUACAGUCAGCACACUCCAGAGGGACACACACCCACAAACUUGUGUGUCUGGGGUGCCAAGACUUGUGGUGCAAGUGUGCGGCACAUCCGUCAGGCACGCCUUGCCUGCCAGAAAGUGCAUUGUAUCCAAGGCGACCGACCGACUGUAAGUUGGGAACGGUGGAGGGACGAAGAAUGUCCCAGUUAGGUUGCAGUGAGGGUGUCGGAGCUUGGGUAUUUCAGGGGGACCUUAUUCCCAGGCCCUCCCGUGUUGAAGGGUGGAGAGAGUCGGCCAAGAUUCGCCUCAUUGAAUUUGCAGUUUUCUUGCUAGGUGUACAGUAAAGCUAGGAAUAUCUUUUUUUUUAAUUGGCAAUAUGAACAAAGAUUGUAUGUACGUCUUAGUGGUGCAGUCUUCGAGGUCGCUGCAUUCUUGGCAUUUGAAGGGAUGAUUUGUUCAAACUUCAAUGCGAGAAAUGGGUAUCCACUGUAGUUAGAACUUUUGGUGCCCUUAUUGCCAAGAGCUCUGCCGCUUGUGGUUGAGUGGCUCGGGCGGCAAACUCGUUUAACGGCGAGUAUAGCUUUAAUUUGAUGUCUUUCAACUUCUGUUGUGACUAAAUUAUGACUUAACUCCACAAGGCAUAGUGACUGAGUGAAAGUUUUUGAGAGAGAAAGAGUUUGUGGGCUGGGUUGGGAGAGGAAAAAAAAAACUCGUUCUGUCCGUCGAUGCAGCGCAAAGCAUCGGAGCAGAGACCUUCCGUGACCAAAGAAAAAAAAAAAAUUAUCCACGCGCACACUAAGGCGGCGUCUUUCUUUUUUUGUGGCCAGGACAAGCAGGUUUCUCCUUCUGCGAAGAGGAGGGGGCUAGGGACCAUGACAGUGGGGAAGUAUUCCCGGGGCUGCGCUUAUGUACACAGACACAUGUACCCCUCUCUUCCUUUGGGUUUUACUUUUUUUGUUAUUCCUUUCCCGACUAGUGCUGUCUUGUGGUGGAUGACUGGAAGUGGAUGAGGGCUGGAAAAAUGUGGGCCAGCUGUGCAACAACAGCCGCCCUCUUCCUCUGAAGCUUGUUGAGAGCCAAGCAGUCUGUUCGCUUUGCUGUCUUGGGACUAUCGACAUGUAGCUGCACCAACUUCAGUCGGUGGCGUCUCUUUGUCUGGCGGUGCUGCUGUACCCAAAGCAAUUGUUGCUCUGCAGGCAGCACAGUGGGGUAUUCGAGAACUUCUCCUGCCUCCCACGUAACCUGAGCUUCUAGAUAGGUUUCAAGGGAAGGGGGGGUGGGGGGAGGAGCAGUUGGUUUAUGGAGGAGCGCUGUUUGUUGGCGUGUUUUCAGGGGAGCCACAUGCUGCACACUUGUUUGACUUGACUCUGCAUCCAAGGUGAAUGAGUCCCUAGGGAUCACUGCUGUUAUUUGCAUCCUCAUUUAGCGAGAAAACUCCCAUUCCCAUCCUCCUCUUUGUAAUAUAUGUAUGUACGUCACUGCGCCUUCAUUCGUGCAGGUGGUCACGUGUCGCCUUCGUGCGGUUGUAUGUAUGUAUAUAUGAUAUAUAUAUAUGUAUGGCCCAAACAGCCUGCAGGUGAUUUCUCAUUGCAUUCUCUCUGGGUGGUUUCCGUAUUUAAAAUUUUUUUUUUCUCCUUUUUCUGCCAUCAAGUCUGUGAUCACACGGUGAGCAAGCUUCAUUUGCUGCUGUGUGCAGGGAGGAACAGGCGAUUGCAUUCUAGAUUGAGUGGAAUGCCACAUCAAACCCACAUUAGUGCGGUUUUCGCUUGUUGGGUCCAGUGAUGAACUGAUGCGACUCUCAGAGAGUGGUGUUCCAAGCCAUGACGAGCAGAGUGUUUUCGAUCUAGUCUUCGCCCUUUCUGUUUGGCAAGGGGCUGUGGCCUUGCUUCGUGAAUGCUGUGCCUUUUGGGUCGAGGUGUCUUCUGAAAAUUGCACCUUUUUCAAUUUCUUUAGCCCCCUUUCGUCAAAGUGAUCUUUAGCAGCUACUUUAGUAGUUGCGGGACUCACCCGUGUUUAUUAUGCGAUAUUUGAAGCCUUUUUUUUUUAUCUUCGACGCUGUGCUGACCACAAUUUGCACUUGCGGAAUUUAUUUUCCUUUGGUUGUACGAGGAACUGAAGUGGUGAGAUGCUAGUGGUUGUGUUUAAGAGGAGGCAAGAGCGCACUUCCAUCGACCAUCACUGGUGCAUUAUGGUCAUUUUUGCUCUUCAUGCCAAGAAUGUGCCUUAUCUAUUGCUUGGGAGUUCGCGUGCUUCUGGAAGGACUUUGGGACCUUGCAGUGUUUGGAUGGCAAAACUCCCCCACCUUUUGUUUUACCAUCAUUUGUGUUCCUCGCAACUCUGGGCGCACCUGUACAUACAGUCCAUCAUCGGGAGAGGGAAAAGAGGUCUCAUUGGACAGCGACUCUGUCUCAACGCCCACAUCACAUAAUUUAUACGCAAGUAGGUUCAUUCAAUCUGCGGCGGAUGUUUUCAUGGGAGUAAUAUCUUGUGCCUGCAUAUUUGCCUGCUGGUACAUCUGUGGGACGUUGUACAUAACACAAACUGGGAAUGAGUGUGCAGGACAGCCUUGUCUUGUACUGCAGUGAGCAGGAGGUGCGUACGUGAUGUGGCUCCCAAUGUUUCAUUCCUCUACACUAUGAUGCCACCAGCCAAUCGCUGGGCAUCAUUUUGAGAAACGCAUACUUGGCAAUUUGCUUGGAAUGCACAAUGGAAAGUACAAUACCGGGUGGAAUAUCUUUUCGUAAGGCAGUGUUUUUAUUCGGGGUGGCUUGUAUGGUGGGUUUUGGCAGUCAAGACACUGGGUUGGGUAGGCAAUUGUUGGCGGAAGUUCAUGUUUCUGCUUUUUUAAGUCGUUUCCAUUAUGAGGUCGCAAAAAACACUGCCAGAAUUUGUGGGUGUUAAGUACCAAUCAGUAGUUUAGGCUAAUGAGGUUGCUUCCUCUGGUGGUUUUCCGUUCCAGAUUCCUUCUUUUGCGGUCAUUUCUUUGUUCUUUACUUGCCGAACUUAAACAUGCGUCAGCCUUGGGAGAUUCCAUUGCCAAACUCCCUCUCAGUCCUGGCGUUAAGUGGGGGGGAAGACGCCGACAAACUCAAAUUUCUUUACGCCGGAGGUCUCUGCGUUUCGGCGGUGACAGCACGUGAAAAAUACUGUCCACCUUAGAACAAAUGACCGAAGCACAUAGCACUUUUUACUCGCGGCAAAACGUAAUUGAUGCGCAGUGUAGCGUUUGCCCUCUAGUGGAAGGUGCGCUAUACCCUAAAUGUUCUUCACGCAUGUGCAAAACCGGUUUUGAAGGACAAACUGCGCGCUUGUUUGUUUCCCGAAACGAGAGAACAAUUAGACAUCCCGCCAGUUAUGGCUUGACAGCAUAGUCUGGUCAAACAAAAUAAAAUGACGAAAGGCAUGCCGGGCGGGCCUGGCGAUUUCGCGACGUACACACAAGUUAAAAACAAAGGCUGACUCCAUGUACUCUAGAUUCUUUUGUAGUCUUGUCUUUUUUGCCUUUUGGAUAUAGCAAAAGCAUGUUUUUGAUUUGUAACCGUACGUGGGGAGGAUUGUUUGGCCCAGAGUUCCUGGGCGUUUUUAUUGUCGAUGCAUUAAUGUGACUUGUUCCAAAACUGAGAAAUAAAGAAAGAUUGGUAGUCACACACGCGCA